UCUGGUGACUGCAGACGCCAGAUAACUAGGGGUGGUGCAAAGCAUUGCCGUACCUACUAAAAUUUGGCUUUUCUGCGAAGUAGCCAUUAAUUAAGCAUUAAUGGAUAUGUAACCAACAGACCACCAGUGAAAUUGUCGUCCGACAGCUAAAUUUGGGUUUUUAAGCUGCGAAAGGGCUUCACGUUGGCAGCUACCGAAGUCCAAUACCAAUGGCCAGCCGUAUAUGUUGCAAUUUUCCUCAUUUACUUUCGAGAUGAAAAGCUUAUUGGUUGCAAACUCUUUGCCGGACAUUGUCUAUUUUUGGGCCGACGAAAAGUUUACGGAGCACUUGAACGGUGUUUUUUUAAAAGAAGCAGUUAUCAACGAAGAUGACGACAUGAGGACUGUUGAUUUGAACAUGGUGUUGCAAUACUUUUCUCCUUUACUCGUGUCUCAGAGUUCCAUGCAAAGACUUGGAUGUGCAUACAAAUCGAUCACUCUUGGAAAUGGCAUGGUCAUUGUCCUUGACCAGAAAGAUGAUCAUGUCUACUUGGCCAUGAACGGUGAUGGACAAGAAUCCGAAGACUUCUUGAGAAAGAAACUUCGUACAUUCCAGUGUAUUGUGCGCUUCCAUUUUGGACUCAGUCUGGACUUGUUGAAACCUAGUAACAGACAGUCUCGCAAAAAUCUCUGGGAUUCCCUGAGUAACAUUCUGACAACAUAUUGUUACCUUUCCAGUCAACAGCAAGCAUUUCUUGUUGGAGCGUUGGAGAUGAUUGAUAUAAAUGAUGUUCUUAAUGAGAUGUGUCUUCAUAUACUUGAGGCUGUUGUGACAAAAGCCAACAGGGAAGGAGAUCCUCUUGCUAGGCAUGCAGCAAUUCUUGUGAACUCCAAAGUUCUGGCUUUAUAUACACAAAACAACGCACGCAAACUUGUUACCCACGAUGUUAUGCUACUCAUGGCAUUGCUGAACACGAAGUUCCCACCUCCGCUUCAAUCCAUCCCACUUUCGGUGAACAGAACCCCGCCGCCACUCGCUCAUGACGUCAUCCGGUUUAGCGAUGUUCACUUCAAGCCCGAAGAUUGUCCUUCUCAAGGUAUCGAUGAAGAUAGCGCGAGCUCCUCUCAGUUUGGCGAAGCGAAGUCCUCGAACGUCGACAUCAAAUCUGGGCUGAACACCUGCCAUUCGCUUUCGGAAGAUGUCUUUUAUCCAGAGUUAUCGGAGGAACGCGUUUCCACUGGCGGCGAGAAGACUGGGGAGAGUGAGGAAUUUAACAAGGAGUCCAGUGACUCGGUGGCUUCGGAUAAGUAUUUCACUCCGCCCGAAGAAAGCAUACCUGAAUCGUAUACGAGUGCCUUUUCGCCGCACAAAUCACGGUUGUUAUAUGAAGCGAGCAACAGCAGCAACAGUUACUCUGAUCCGGAUAACGAGCUCUUCCGCAGGAGGAUAUUUUUAACAUCAAUUCAAGGUUUUUAUCUACCACAUACCGUACAUUCAAUGCAGAUAUUCCCCGGUGCAAUACUACUUAUUAUAAGUGAGGUAAAAAGAAGCGACAUCGCGAAGGACUUGUGCACUCUCAUAUCGAUCAUGGCUGAUCUCAUCGAAGACAGCGUGAAAGUAAAAGAAACUUAUUUUAACAUUAUGGAGAAAGUUGAGCUGCAUUUGGGACGGAUAGUUGAAGCAUUAAUAGGAAAAACUUCAAAAAAGGAGAAAAACGUGGAAAAGCACGUCAAUGCCGUACGUCAAAAAUGGGAAAACGUCAAAUUGAAUGACCUGGCCGAUCAUGUUCAGAAAAAAGAAAAACUAAAGCCAGGUGCUCUCGAGAGUUCCCUCACCAAUCUUUUAAGAGGUUUGCAGACUCUUUUCGGCAUGAUAUACUGCUCCGGCGACACCGUCAAAGGACCGUCCAUCAGCAUCCAUCAUGCGAAAGCCUUGUACCGAAUUCAGGAGAUGGUUCAAAAAGAUCUGAAAGAUUACAAGGGAUUCUUGGCCGUGAAAAGCGAACGGAAUAUAACCUUGACGCCAUAUUUGGAUGAGUUUCCUGGAAUGGUUCACUUUCUUUAUGUCGACCGCACAACGCAUCGUGUUGUUGGGCCAUCAAUUAACACUGAAAUGUCAGAGAUUUUCAAUCCGCUUGAUCCCUCACACUACAUCAAGCAGAUUAUCUGGGAUGGAUGGAACUACAUUCAAUCGUUUCUCGUUCAGGGACACACAAGUGUGGCCGUCCGCUAUGGUGACUUUCUGCUAUCCUACGUUCUUUGGUUUGAAGACCGCUCAGGAAAUCAAAGACCUGUGAAAGACACGAAUGCAUUUUCCACACCCUUCCCGACAGCACCCGGUAUCUUUGGCUUGUCUUUUUACAGUGAGCUGAAACGACGUUGUUUCCCUUCAAUGACACAAGAAAAGAUUCAUUGUCGCGAGCUUUUUUGUAUGCACUUGGGGGCAUUACCGGUGAGUCAAGCGGCGGAUCAUGCCAGCAGGCUUGCAGCCAAGUUGGGUGGAACGAUGAUGAUACCGCUGUUAUUGUGAACAUCACGGUAAGAUGACGUGGAAACGAAAUUGAGCAUGACGAAUUCUAAUUGGCAUUGGCUACUUUAUUUGGAGUCAGCCACCUUUUAUGGCAUUUACAGCUGUGAUAAACGGCAAAAACGAAAUCUGCGUUUUUUACAAACGAAGCGAUGAACACAAUCUCAAUAUAUUUAUCGUGAUAAAUUGUAUUAUCACGCUGAUUUGUAAAUAUGACAAUGCGUACAUUGAUUUUUUAUAGAAGCAUUCCCUAGCAUUCCCUAUGUAACGCCGGUCAGGGCUCAAAAUAACGGCCGGUCAGCGGCCCAUUUUCGAUUCAUGGCAACAUCCGUAAGCAACUAAGGACCUUGUGGUUGGUAACGGGAAAAUGUAGUAAAACAAUGCGUCGUAACCAGCAUGUUUUGCGCUGUUGUUUUCCUGACAAUCGGAUCUUUUAGCCCCCCCAAAUCACGUGUAAAAUGCUUGUUCAUUUUACACUUUGCAAUAACAUACUUCAGUUUAGCUUCAGUUAAAACUAAUUAUUUGCUGGCUAAACUUGUAUGGAAGGGGGUUUUCGUACAGUCGCGAACCAACCGGAUCUUUUAUUCCUGCAAAUAAAAUUUUUCAGCAAAAUUAUUAUUCAUUUGUAUAAAAAAUCAAAUCGAUUCACAGUCUCUCCAGUGAAUGAACAAAAAAAUAUUUGCAUUGUGGGAGUAAAAAAUACGCUGGCUUCGCUACUGUUUUAUACUACAUAUAGUGGUCUGAUUAGAUUUUUUGGCCCAUUCAUCAACACUUAAUUUUCAUGUGUUUGGGCGAUGUUGCCCAUGUGAGAAUUUCUCCCAAUAAGUAAGGCAAUGCAUUAUAGCGUUUUGAACGCUUUGAACGUCUGCCGUGAGAAUCUUUUGUCUCAAAAUAAACAUCCUUUCCGCCUAAUUUUGCGCAAAUUAUGCAAAUUAGUAACCUUGACCUUCAUAUCGGUCGUUAUUAUGAACCACGCAGUUUACCUUAAACGAGUACGAGAUUUGUCUCUCAUGGUCUUCUUUAUUUUGUAUUGCUGCCUCCAGAUUUCAGCGAUUAAAUGAUUUCCUGUUCAAAAGGUCGAACGUUGAAUCUUUGUUUCGACUCAAGUUCUAUUCAAAUGCAAACAUUACAAUUAGUUUUUUCAAACGAAUAAAUCAAUGAUAAAAAAAUUUAGAGAUGUAUAGUUAUAUGUAAUAAGAUUACCUUGAAUUAUUGUACUCGUGAAGUUCGCGAAGCUGUUCUCUGAAAUAAAAGAAAAUAUUAUACUCGA
This is a messenger RNA of Xenia sp. Carnegie-2017, 3776 nucleotides long. Its product is annotated as Hermansky-Pudlak syndrome 1 protein homolog. Bases 224 to 2509 code for a protein of 761 amino acids. Gene Ontology annotation, cellular component: BLOC-3 complex. Lineage: Eukaryota; Metazoa; Cnidaria; Anthozoa; Malacalcyonacea; Xeniidae. Gene Ontology annotation, biological process: vesicle-mediated transport. The record is from RefSeq and is a predicted model, not a curated record. Gene Ontology annotation, molecular function: guanyl-nucleotide exchange factor activity. The transcript is spliced from 9 exons.